Molecule: messenger RNA, 2049 nt
Organism: Linnemannia hyalina
Lineage: Eukaryota; Fungi; Mortierellomycota; Mortierellomycetes; Mortierellales; Mortierellaceae
Source: the annotation of a GenBank genome assembly
AUGUCGUUCACGGAUCUGGAACGAGGUCUUAGCACCCCUCCCCUGUCGCCCAACCAACAUCAACGAGAGCGGGACUUGGCAAAGUACUCCACCGAUGGUAAUGGUAUCCCCUUCCCAAUCCCAGCACCAAGGUCGUCCUCGUCUUCAGUCGAGACUUCCGGCUCCCCUCACUUUCCUCCGUUUACAAUAUCGUCGUCGUCGCCGCCGGUGAGGCUCCCGAGUGGAAUGCAAGUGACCCGGGGCAACAGUCGUGAUAGUAUCGGACUCGGACUACAGAACCAAUUGCAACAACACCAACAACAACUUUUUCAACAGCAACAACAACAACAGAGACGACCGCUUUCAAACGUACAUUUGCCCUAUCCACCUCCGGUGUCACCACCCAACAGUAAGGACAACAUGAAGAAUAAGAGCCCUAUUGCUCACCACUCGAGAUUUGUCGACGAGAAUACACGGAUUGAUACCCCGAGGCCAACGUUGACGCCCACAACGGCUGCCGACGCUGCUGCUGCUGCCGAGCGGAUUGGAUCUCCGGAAGAAGACCAGAAUGUACCGUCGACGACUACAACAACGACUACAUCAUCGACAACUACUACAACAACAGUACCACCUCGAUCCCCUCAAUCGGUCUUGACGUCCUUCCAGGGCGGCAGUCAGAGCAACAACUAUAAUAAUCGUGUCCUUGGCAACAACUAUAAUAAUCGUGUCCUUGGCAACAACAACAGCAAUCACCAGAGACAGGUUCUCUCACCACCGACCAGCCCACCCCAGUCGAGUCCCCUAAACCAGCAGUACCAAGGAUUUAUAAGGGUCGAUAACCGUGGGCCACAUGAUUCAGGGGCAACAAGCAUGUCAGCAACAUCGUCUUCGUCAGGGGUGGGUGCUCCCUCCUCUGCUCGUGUACCAAAAAGCAGUAACAGGAUAGACACCUACCAACACGAGGGAGUUUCUAUCGACAUCGAUCCAUCUACUACCCACCAACAACAAGCAGCAGCAUCGUCUUCUUCAUCAUCCUCGUCUACAGCAGUAGUGACCACGUCAUCGGUGUUUCCCACGUCAUCGACAGCACUCCAGGAGCAAGAACUCGAUUAUAACCUCAUGGUCCGCCACCUGUCCCAACAAAUUUUCAACAUCUCCUCCAACAUUGCAGUCCUCGAACGACUGGUCCCCUGUCUGGGCCAGCGCCACAAGGACACUGUCGAGAUGCGAGCCGGUCUGCACGCAGUUCUGGACGGGACCCACGAGCUGGUCAAGUCUGCCCAUGGUCUGGUCAAGGUCCUGGCUCGGUACCAUCAACCCCCCUCGAUCCCGCACUCGGGUGUUGGCAUCGGUAUGCGGUCGCAGCAACAAAGGCAGCAGCGGGUCGAGAUGUCGUCCUGGCAGAAGAAAGUGCUUGUGAGUCGACGACAGACACAUCAAAAGCUGACCAAGGAUCUGGCGUUGGUCAGUAAGGAUUUUCAGGUGCUGCAGAGGGAGGCGAUUGAGGCUGAGAGGUGUCAAGUUGCGAUUUUGAGGAGACUGUCGUCUAGUGCUUCGAUGCGACGACUGAGUCAAAGGCGGUCUGAUCUGAUGGACCUAUCACCCGAGGAGAUUCAAGCGCUUGGCAACAGUCAAGGCAGCAAUAGCAGUGGAACCAGUCACGGUCUCAGCAACACCUCUUUCCCAGGACUCCAAGUCUUCCACCACGACCGCGAACUCUCAGUUCAAGAAGAGGCUCUACUCAAAGAACUCUUGGCCAUGGACGGUGAACUGGCAAUGCAAGAAAACAUUCUCCAAGAGCGUGAGUCUGAGAUCCGCAAGAUCGAGGUUGGAAUGGUCGAGGUCCUAGAUGUGAUGAAGGAGUUGGGGACAUUGGUGCACGAGCAGAGAGGUGGUGUUGAUUUUUUGCAGGAUAAUAUUAUGCAGGCACGAGGUCGGAUUCAACAGGGUCAGCAGGAGAUUGUGAAGGCGAGUGAGCACCAACGGAAAUAUAGGGAAAAGAUGUGUUAUCUUCUUAUGAUUGCCAGCACUGUCGGCGCCAUUGUCAUGCUCGCCUUUGUCAGCACUUAG